AUGCCUUUCCCUAAGAUAAGUAUACUGUUCUGUACCAAAUGCAAAUGGAACCUAAGGAGUGCUUGGUACCUACAAGAGCUUCUCCAAACAUUCGGUGAUAACUUAAGAGAGGUCUCGUUAGUUCCAAGUUCUGUGGGUGAGUUUAAAAUAUUAGCCUGGAUAAAUAAUGAUAAUGACGAUCCUAUCACCAUCUGGGACCGUAAAGUCGAUGGUGGCUUCCCUGAUAGCAAGCACUUGAAGCAGAGGGUCAAAGAAUUAGUGUUUAAUGAUACUGUUUCAGUUGGAGCGCAUAUAUCCAGAAAUACGAACAAUCAAGAAAGUUUAGUCUCACAGAGGGAUCAAGUUUCAAAAACCGAAUGUAGUGAAUGUGUUGAUUAA
Molecule: messenger RNA, 378 nt
Organism: Vanderwaltozyma polyspora DSM 70294
Lineage: Eukaryota; Fungi; Ascomycota; Saccharomycetes; Saccharomycetales; Saccharomycetaceae
Product: SelT/SelW/SelH family protein
Exons: 1
Coding region: 1-378 (125 amino acids)
Source: RefSeq, a predicted model, not a curated record